Messenger RNA from Penicillium argentinense, 1506 nucleotides. Its product is annotated as cytochrome P450. Gene Ontology annotation, molecular function: heme binding; oxidoreductase activity, acting on paired donors, with incorporation or reduction of molecular oxygen; monooxygenase activity. The record is from RefSeq and is a predicted model, not a curated record. The coding region runs from base 1 to 1506 and encodes 501 amino acids. Lineage: Eukaryota; Fungi; Ascomycota; Eurotiomycetes; Eurotiales; Aspergillaceae. The transcript is spliced from 2 exons.
AUGAUUAUAUUUCAACAGCUGACUUUGUCGACCGCUCUCCCGGCGAUUGUCGUCAUUUAUUCUCUCCAUUGGGUUUUGAUGUCUAUAUUGCAUAACCAACGAGCUCGGCGAAUGGGUUGUAAGCCCGCUUUCAUCCGACCGAGCAAGCUCCCGUUCGGUAUUGAUAUUCUGAAGCGUUAUAUUGACAUGAUGCGGGAGCAAAUCCUCCAGAAUGAUGAGUUGGUGCUUUAUGAAGAGCUAGGCCGACACCCAACGUGGAAUCAGAAUAUCCUGGGUACUUGGCAUCACGUCACAGCUGACCCGAAGAAUGUGCAAGCUAUGCUUGCGACCCAGUUCAAGGAUUUUGAGCUUGGCCCUUCACGGCGUAAUUUGUUCGGUCCGGUUAUUGGAAAAGGUAUUUUCACCACGGAUGGAAAGGAGUGGUUCCCAGUUCAUCACGAUUCUUGGACAGAUAUUAUCGAUUUGACGCCCUUGUUUUUCAACCUAACUCUUGACUCCGCCACCGAAUUUCUCUUUGGACAGAGUGUCAAUUCCCAGAUUCUUUCAUCGAAAGGAAUCCAGGGAAUUAAACCUGGGACAACUACACCGGAUGCUCUGCCCGACGGUUUGUCCUUUGGUCAGUCUUUUGACCGAGCCAAUGCGGUGGUCGUGUUACGAAGUUAUUUGAUGGAUCUGUACUUUCUCUACUGUCCUGCAGAAUUUCGAAAAGAUUGUGCAGAAAUCCAGGAAUUUGCCCGGUAUUAUGUCAAUCUCGCUCUCGCAGGGGAACUACAGUCAGGGACGGAAAAAAGCGCUCCCGGGGACCCGACUGAGUCUGGCUAUGUAUUUCUUCAGGAACUCGUCAAGGAGACAAAAGAUCCCGAAGAGCUUCGUAGCCAGCUUCUCAACAUUCUCUUAGCAGGGAGAGACACAACCGCAGGCCUUCUAGGAUGGACUUUCUACCUACUAUCUCGUCAUCCGGAGGUUUACGAAAAGCUGCGUACCGUCGUCAUUGAAACAUUUGGAGAGAGCUCCAGUAACACUGCCAUCACUUUUGAGUCGCUCAAAUCAUGUUCCUAUCUGCAACAUGUUCUAUCUGAAGUUCUGCGACUGCAUCCAGUCGUACCGGAGAAUAGUCGCCGCGCGGUCCGAAACACCACUCUCCCUCGAGGAGGUGGUGCAGAUGGUACAUCGCCAAUCUACAUUCGCGCUGGAGAGGAAGUUACCUACAACGUGCAUAUCAUGCACCGCCGUGAGGACAUCUGGGGUGACGACGCUAAUGAAUUUCGGCCUGAAAGGUGGACCGGGCGCAGACCGGGAUGGGAGUUUAUACCAUUUAAUGGCGGACCAAGGAUUUGCCUGGGACAGCAGUUUGCCCUGACUGAGGCUGGUUACGUCGUUGUGCGGAUGCUUCAGCGAUUUGAUGGAGUGGAAAACAUGGACAAGUCGACUGUUGUCAAACAUAAAUACACGUCGACCACUGCCCCAGUUCAGGUUCUUGUGCGUUUGCAUAGCGCAUCUCAAUAG